This is a messenger RNA of Xenia sp. Carnegie-2017, 3506 nucleotides long. Its product is annotated as WD40 repeat-containing protein SMU1-like. Gene Ontology annotation, biological process: mRNA splicing, via spliceosome. Bases 144 to 1685 code for a protein of 513 amino acids. The record is from RefSeq and is a predicted model, not a curated record. Gene Ontology annotation, molecular function: protein binding. The transcript is spliced from 13 exons. NCBI's taxonomy places the organism in Eukaryota, Metazoa, Cnidaria, Anthozoa, Malacalcyonacea, Xeniidae. Gene Ontology annotation, cellular component: precatalytic spliceosome.
GUGGUGGCGUGUGUGGGGGAUUGGAGGUGGAGUUCAUGGUGGAUUCGUUGAAUUAAAACCUAGACUGGGUGUCCCUUGGAGUCCAUUAGUGGCUAUCUUCCUAGACCCAGAUCUCUCGCGAAAUAUUGACGACACCAUUCAAAAUGGCGUUGGAAGUAGAAAGUGCAGAUGUUGUUAGAUUGAUCGAGCAGUACCUAAAAGAAAAUAACCUGUCAAGAACAUUGGCUGUUUUGCAGGAAGAGUCUGGCAUAACGUUGAAUACUGUUGACAGCGUUGAAGGAUUUGUAACAGAAAUCAAUAAUGGACAUUGGGAUACUGUACUUCAAGCUGUGCAACCUUUAAAGUUACCAGACAAAACUCUCAUUGAGCUCUAUGAACAGAUUGUAUUGGAAUUGAUCGAGCUCCGUGAGCUUGGUGCUGCAAGAUCAUUGUUACGACAGACGGAUCCAAUGAUCAUGUUGAAAGCACAACAACCUGACAGAUAUUUGCACUUGGAAAAUCUUUUGGCAAGGUCUUAUUUUGAUCCAAGAGAGGCAUAUCCCGAGGGCAGCAGCAAAGAGAGGAGAAGAGCAGCCAUUGCCCAAGCUUUAUCUGGAGAGGUUUCUGUUGUACCACCUUCUCGGCUGUUAGCCUUGUUGGGCCAGGCAUUAAAAUGGCAGCAAUAUCAAGGCCUUCUCCCCCCCGGAACCUCCAUUGAUGUCUUCCGUGGUAAAGCUGCCGUGAGAGACGAGGAAGAGGAGAAGUAUCCAACACAACUCAGCAGGACCAUAAAGUUUGGCACAAAAUCUCAUGCAGAAUGUGCAUUGUUCUCUCCUGACGGUCAAUAUCUUGUGUCUGGUAGCGUGGAUGGUUUCAUUGAGGUUUGGAAUUUUACUACAGGAAAGAUUCGAAAAGAUUUAAAAUAUCAAGCUCAGGAUAAUUUUAUGAUGAUGGACGACGCUGUGCUGUGUUUGACGUUCAGUCGAGAUAGCGAAAUGUUAGCAUCCGGUGGUCAAGAUGGAAAGAUUAAGGUUUGGAAAAUGCAAACUGGACAGUGUCUACGACGUUUUGAAAGAGCUCAUGCAAAAGGUGUCACGUGUAUAAAUUUCUCCCGUGAUGCAAGUCAACUUCUCAGUGGUUCAUUCGACAUGACCAUAAGAAUGCACGGUUUAAAGUCUGGUAAAACGCUGAAGGAAUUUCGCGGUCACAUUUCGUUUGUUAAUGACGUCGUUUUUACCGUAGAUGGACAUAAUAUCAUUAGUGGCAGCAGUGAUGGCACGGUUAAGGUUUGGAAUGUAAAAACGACUGAGUGUAUACACACAUUUAAGCCAGCGGUUGGCAGCGUGGCUACAGAUAUCGCAGUCAACUCUGUUCACCCGAUACCGAAGAACAUGGAGCAGUUUGUCGUCUGCAACAGAUCAAAUACCGCUGUCAUCAUGAACAUGCAGGGACAAAUCGUUCGCAGUUUCACAACCGGUAAACGCGAAGGCGGCGAUUUUGCGUGUUGUUCUCUGUCACCGCGAGGCGAAUGGAUCUACUGUGUCGGUGAAGAUAUGAUGUUGUACUGCUUUAGUACGGAUACUGGCAAACUGGAACAGUCAUUACAGGUCCAUGAAAAAGAUGUUAUUGGUGUAAAACACCAUCCUCACAAUAAUCUCAUCGCAACCUUCAGUGAGGAUGGCCAACUGAAGUUAUGGAAACCGUGACGUCAUUUGCGUGGAAGAAUUCAUCUGGAAAUCAUCGCUCGUAUGGCUGUUGCGUCACUUUCUCACGGUUUCAAUAUCUCGAAGUUGGCUUUUCUAUCAUAAAGUAUAUAAAGACGACUUUCUCGUUCCCUUGGAACGUGUCAAUAUUUUGCAUGAUAUUUCAGUGCUCAAAUGCUCUGUGUCCGGUUGCAUUAAGUCUGGAUACGUAGCGUUAUCAAUUUGAUAGCAAAAAUUGUUAAACUUGGAGAAAAGGUGUUUAUGUUUGUUUUUAAAAGGUUUGUAAAAGUUCAAAAAAACCUGCUAUCCAAUAUAUAACGCUAUCCUCGCUUCGUGCAACCGGCCCCAGGCUGUUAUGUCAUUAAUCAUAACGAAAAAUUGUGUUUUAUACAACAUGAAGUAAGUUUCCCAAAAAAAUUUUCCUUGAAAAAAAUUAAAGUAAUGAAAUGCUAUAUGGCACUCUGUGUGCUUAGCAUGUCUGGCAUUGUAUGAAGUGUUUUUUAAGUACACUGUAAUUUAUUAAGUAAGAUUGUUUUCUCGACAAAUAAGACAAUCAAGCAUGGGGGUUUUGAAAGAAAGUUUUUCUGGCGAACGUCGGCUGGUGCCAGUAAUGGCUUAAUUAAAACAAUGAGACCACCAACAUUCCAAAGGCCAAACCAAAUCAAGAAUUUGAAUAACCACUUAUGCGCCCGCUGUGUGUGCGAUAAGCCCGUACAGCGAACGUUAUACCACAGAAUAAACACGUGUUAUUUAUUUUCACCAUAUAACUUACGCUCGUUAAAAGACAGUUACAAAUAUUUCUUUUCUGUUGAGACACAUUUCAAAAUUUAAUGAAUACCCCUCCGAGAGCCUUUGGUCGAGGUCGCCGAGGGAGGGCAACUGCUUUGCCGAGUGCUGGCCAACAGGUUGCCACGAAAUACGUGCCUUUGAAACCGUCAGAAAGCCAAGUUGUUGAUUCUUACAAAGGUGUUAAAGAAGCAAUCGAGACAACUCUACGAAACGUUUCUGAUGAUAAUCUGAAACGUUGCUUACGGGAGGCAGAAAAAUAUGCAACAGACGACGAGAACAUGGAAAAGGUUGUUGCAGAGCUUUUUAAAAAAUCUUUAGAAGAUAAAAAUAUGGCUUACAAUUGUGGCCUCGUUGCUGCAGCCAUGUUUUCUUUAGAAUCGAAUGGUAAUAAUUUCAGGGGUAAAUUCUUCAAAAAGAUACAGGAUACUUAUAAAAGUCGCGAGGCUAUGAAGAAAAAAGCUUUCGACAAGUAUAUUGCCUACACUUGUCUGAUGACUUCCAUAUUCAAAUAUGUAAAGAUCAAACAUGAACCGAUCAAAAUACUUGUAAAACCCAUGUACACGAUGCUUUGUGAACUUGUCGAGUCAAAAACAGAAAAUGAGUUGGAAAGAGAGCAAGAAGUGUUUGCGUUUCGCGAUAAUCUGUUGCAUGUUGCGAUGCUUCUUCAAUCCUCAGACAGGGAGGAAAUGGAUGCCCUUUUCAAAACAGUCCGAUGCAGUAUAAUAAGCGAAACAGUUCCCAAGAUAUCUUGUGUGCUUCUUGAGAUGUUCGAAUUAUAUUGUUGUGGUGACUGGACUGCCAACAUGGAGAUGAAUGAAUUUUACAAUCACUUAAUGAAAGAUAUAAAUGUAAAAUCAUGAUAAUUUCUUUUAUUUUGUUUCACUUUAAGUUACUGUGUUGUUCAAGUGAGACAGAAAUCUCAAAUUGUUGUGUAUAAUAUAAUGGAUCAAAGUUACAUAUUUCAUCAAAUGUGCAGCAUUUGCUGCAUUCAUAUUUAUGACCAGAAUGGAUUAAAUUUAUAUUUCAUUUCAUUAA